GUUGGGUCCUCUCCCACUCUGAGCCAUGGUAGCGUUGGGUCCUCUCCCACUCUGAGCCAUGGUUGCGUUGGGUCCUCUCCCACUCUGAGCCAUGGUAGCGUUGGGUCCUCUCCCACUCUGAGCCAUGGUAGCGUUGGGUCCUCUCCCACUCUGAGCCAUGGUAGCGUUGGGUCCUCUCCCACUCUGAGCCAUGGUAGCGUUGGGUCCUCUCCCACUCUGAGCCAUGGUAGCGUUGGGUCCUCUCCUACUCUGAGCCAUGGUAGCGUUGGGUCCUCUCCCACUCUGAGCCAUGGUAGCGUUGGGACCUCUCCCACUCUGAGCUAUGGUAGCGUUGGGUCCUCUCCCACUCUGAGCCAUGGUAGCGUUGGGUCCUCUCCCACUCUGAGCCAUGGUAGAGUUGGGUCCUCUCCCACUCUGAGCCAUGGUAGAGUUGGGUCCUCUCCCACUCUGAGCCAUGGUAGCGUUGGGUCCUCUCCCACUCUGAGCCAUGGUAGCGUUGGGUCCUCUCCCACUCUGAGCCAUGGUAGCGUUGGGUCCUCUCCUACUCUGAGCCAUGGUAGCGUUGGGUCCUCUACCACUCUGAGCCUUGGUAGUGUUGGGUCCUCUCCCACUCUGAGCCAUGGUAGCGUUGGGUCCUCUACCACUCUGAGCCAUGGUAGCGUUGGGUCCUCUCCCACUCUGAGCCAUGGUAGCGUUGGGUCCUCUCCCACUCUGAGCCAUGGUAGCGUUGGGUCCUCUCCCACUCUGAGCCAUGGUAGCGUUGGGUCCUCUCCCACUCUGAGCCAUGGUAGCGUUGGGUCCUCUCCCACUAUGAGCCAUGGUAGCGUUGGGUCCUCUCCCACUCUGAGCCAUGGUAGCGUUGGGGCCUCUCCCACUCUGAGCCAUGGUAGCGUUGGGUCCUCUCCCACUCUGAGCCAUGGUAGCGUUGGGUCCUCUCCCACUCUGAGCCAUGGUAGCGUUGGGUCCUCUCCCACUCUGAGCCACGGUAGCGUUGUGUCCUCUCCCACUCUGAGCCAUGGUAGCGUUGGGUCCUCUCCCACUCUGAGCCAUGGUAGCGUUGGGGCCUCUCCCACUCUGAGCCAUGGUAGCGUUGGGUCGUCUCCCACUCUGAGCCAUGGUAGCGUUGAAUCCUCUCCCACUCUGAGCCAUGGUAGCGUUGGGUCCUCUACCACUCUGAGCCAUGGUAGCGUUGGGUCCUCUCCCACUCUGAGCCAUGGUAGCGUUGGGUCCUCUCCCACUCUGAGCCAUGGUAGCGUUGGGUCCUCUCCCACUCUGAGCCAUGGUAGCGUUGGGUCCUCUCCCACUCUGAGCCAUGGUAGCGUUGGGUCCUCUCCCACUCUGAGCCAUGGUAGCGUUGGGUCCUCUCCCACUCUGAGCCAUGGUAGCGUUGGGUCCUCUCCUACUCUGAGCCAUGGUAGCGUUGGGUCCUCUCCCACUCUGAGCCUUGGUAGCGUUGGGUCCUCUCCCACUCUGCGCCAUGGUAGCGUUGUGUCCUCUCCCACUCUGAGCCAUGGUAGCGUUGGGUCCUCUCCCACUCUGAGCCAUGGUAGCGUUGGGUCCUCUCCCACUCUGAGCCAUGGUAGCGUUGAAUCCUCUCCCACUCUGAGCCAUGGUAGCGUUGGGUCCUCUCCCACUCUGAGCCAUGGUAGCGUUGGGUCCUCUCCCACUCUGAGCCAUGGUAGCGUUGGGGCCUCUCCCACUCUGAGCCAUGGUAGCGUUGGGUCGUCUCCCACUCUGAGCCAUGGUAGCGUUGAAUCCUCUCCCACUAUGAGCCAUGGUAGCGUUGGGUCCUCUACCACUCUGAGCCUUGGUAGUGUUGGGUCCUCUCCCACUCUGAGCCAUGGUAGUGUUGGGUCCUCUCCCACUCUGAGCCAUGGUAGCGUUGGGUCCUCUCCCACUCUGAGCCAUGGUAGCGUUGGGUCCUCUCCCACUCUGAGCCAUGGUAGCGUUGGGUCCUCUCCCACUCUGAGCCAUGGUAGCGUUGGGUCCUCUCCCACUAUGAGCCACGGUAGCGUUGGUCCUCUCCCACAUUGAGCCACGGUAGCGUUGGGUCCUCUCCCACUCUGAGCCACGGUAGCGUUGGGUCCUCUACCACUCUGAGCCAUGGUAGCGUUGGGUCCUCUACCCACUCUGAGCCAUGGUAGCGUGGGUCCUCUCCCACUCUGAUCAUGGUAGCGUUGGGUCCUCUCCCACUCUGAGCCAUGGUUGCGUUGGGUCCUCUCCCACUCUGAGCCAUGGUAGCGUUGGGUCCUCUCCCACUCUGAGCCAUGGUAGCGUUGGGUCCUCUCCCACUCGGGCCUGGUAGCGUUGGGUCUUCCCACUCUGAGCCAUGGUAGCGUUGGGGCCUCUCCCACUCUGACCCAUGGUAGCGUUGGGUCCUCUCCCACUCUGAGCCAUGGUAGCGUUGGGUCCUUCCCACUCUGAGCCAUGGUAGCGUUGGGUCCUCUACCACUCUGAGCCAUGGUAGCGUUGGGUCCUCUCCCACUCUGAGCCAUGGUAGCGUUGGGUCCUCUCCCACUCUGAGCCAUGGUAGCGUUGGGUCCUCUCCCACUCUGAGCCAUGGUAGCGUUGGGUCCUCUCCCACUCUGAGCCAUGGUAGCGUUGGGUCCUCUCCCACUCUGAGCCAUGGUAGCUUUGGGUCCUCUCCCACUCUGAGCCAUGGUAGCGUUGGGUCCUCUCCCACUAUGAGCCAUGGUAGCGUUGGGUCCUCUACCACUCUGAGCCUUGGUAGUGUUGGGUCCUCUCCCACUCUGAGCCAUGGUAGCGUUGGGUCCUCUCCCACUCUGAGCCAUGGUAGCGUUGGGUCCUCUCCCACUCUGAGCCAUGGUAGCGUUGGGUCCUCUCCCACUCUGAGCCAUGGUAGCGUUGGGUCCUCUCCCACUCUGAGCCAUGGUAGCUUUGGGUCCUCUCCCACUCUGAGCCAUGGUUGCGUUGGGUCCUCUCCCACUCUGAGCCAUGGUAGCGUUGGGUCCUCUCCCACUUUGAGCCAUGGUAGCGUUGGGUCCUCUCCCACUCUGAGCCUUGGUAGCAUUGGGUCCUCUCCCACUCUGCGCCAUGGUAGCGUUGGGUCCUCUCCCACUCUGAGCCAUGGUAGCGUUGGGUCCUCUCCCACUCUGAGCCACGGUAGCGUUGUGUCCUCUCCCACUCUGAGCCAUGGUAGCGUUGGGUCCUCUCCCACUCUGAGCCAUGGUAGCGUUGGGUCCUCUACCACUCUGAGCCUUGGUAGCAUUGGGUCUUCUCCCACUCUGAGCCAUGGUAGCGUUGGGUCCUCUACCACUCUGAGCCUUGGUAGCGUUGGGUCCUCUCCCACUCUGAGCCAUGGUAGCGUUGGGUCCUCUCCCACUCUGAGCCAUGGUAGCGUUGGGUCCUCUCCCACUCUGAGCCAUGGUAGCGUUGGGUCCUCUCCCACUCUGAGCCAUGGUAGCGUUGGGUCCUCUCCCACUCUGAGCCUUGGUAGCGUUGGGUCCUCUCCCACUCUGAGCCAUGGUAGCGUUGGGUCCUCUCCCACUCUGAGCCAUGGUAGCGUUGGGUCCUCUCCCACUCUGAGCCAUGGUAGCGUUGGGGCCUCUCCCACUCUGAGCCAUGGUAGCGUUGGGGCCUCUCCCACUCUGAGCCUUGGUAGCGUUGGAUGUCUAUGCUUUACCUCUCUUGUCACUAUAUAAUGAUAUCUUCACUAUUACAGUUCCUGGCUCAGGAGUUCCUGGCUGAGGUGUUCCUGGCUGAGUUCCUGGCUGAGUUACUGGAUCCAACACGUCUGACUCUGCGCCUG
Coregonus sp. 'balchen' is the source of this 3769-nucleotide messenger RNA. Lineage: Eukaryota; Metazoa; Chordata; Actinopteri; Salmoniformes; Salmonidae. The record is from the annotation of a GenBank genome assembly.